CCGCCUGUGACAUUCGGGAUUCUGCUAGCAUAACAAGAAAUGUCCAUUGUAGCUGAAUUACCAGGUUACCUUCAAGUCUUGUCUGAUGGAUCUGUAAAACGCUUUGCGCGUGAGAUUGUCCCAGCCUCGUCAGAAUCAAUCAACGGAUACAAGUCCAAGGAUGUGAUUAUUGACACAUCAAAGCCAAUCACAGGAAGGUUAUUUCUUCCGGGUACCCUGAGUAUUGGGUCCUCAGAUCAUAAGCUUCCUCUUAUAGUUCAUUUUCAUGGUGGUGGCUUUUGCUUUGGAUCCGCUACAUCGGUUGGCAGCCAUAAUUUCUUGGGAGAUUUGUGUAUCACAUCCCAAUCCAUCGUUCUCUCUGUUGACUAUCGUCUAGCUCCAGAAAAUCGUCUCCCCAUAGCUUAUGAAGAUUGUUAUAGCUCAUUGGAUUGGCUUGGCCACCAGGUAAGCUCUGAGCCAUGGCUCGAGCAGGCUGACCUUUCUCGUGUGUUUCUGUCAGGGGACAGUGCUGGAGGAAACAUUGUACACAAUGUUGCUAUCAAAGCCAUUCAGAACAACAAUUGUCCUGUCAAAAUCAAGGGUCUAUUACCGAUACAUCCUUAUUUUGGGAGCGAGCAGAAGACCGAGAAAGAGAAGUCCGAGGGAGCAGCAAGAGAUUUUGCAAACAUUGACUUGUGUUGGAGAUUAAGUAUACCAGAAGGCUCAAAUCGUGAUUAUUAUGGUUGUAAUUUUGAGAAGGCAGAACUGUCUGCAGCUGAAUGGAGCCACUUCCCUGCUGUGAUGGUUUUUGUGGCUGGCUUGGAUUUCUUGAAGGAAAGGGGAGUAAUGUAUGCAGAAUUCCUACAGAAGAAAGGUGUAAAAGUGGUGAGACUGGUGGAGGCUGAGGGUGAGGCGCAUGUUUUUCAUGUGUUGUAUCCUAAAUCUGAUGCGACUCGCUUGCUCCAACAGCAAAUGAGCGAGUUCAUGAAGAGCUCUUAACCUCCUCCUAAACGGACUGAAGAAUUUAUGGUCCUCUAUCACUGUCUUUGGAGUUCUAAAUAAAUCAAUGAAAAAGGCUAUUUUUAGCAA
Molecule: messenger RNA, 1068 nt
Organism: Juglans microcarpa x Juglans regia
Lineage: Eukaryota; Viridiplantae; Streptophyta; Magnoliopsida; Fagales; Juglandaceae
Product: probable carboxylesterase 17
Exons: 1
Coding region: 40-978 (312 amino acids)
Molecular function (GO): hydrolase activity
Source: RefSeq, a predicted model, not a curated record